This is a messenger RNA of Guyanagaster necrorhizus, 1744 nucleotides long. RefSeq lists its product as uncharacterized. The transcript is spliced from 6 exons. Lineage: Eukaryota; Fungi; Basidiomycota; Agaricomycetes; Agaricales; Physalacriaceae. The record is from RefSeq and is a predicted model, not a curated record. Bases 239 to 1648 code for a protein of 469 amino acids.
UUUCCUGUUGCUGGGAAGGGCCGUAAGGGACUACUCGGCUCUAUAGGCAUCCUCUCUUCCAUUGCCGUCGUGAGUGUUUACACGUGCUGUGAACAGAAUGCGAUCUAACUAAAAGCCAGGCUUUUCGAGAUAAAUAGGUCCGCACCAUAGCAAAUAUCACAGGUUUCGAGUUUCGUGGAAGUAUCGUAUGCAGCCAGUCCCUUCUCUCUUCUAAUCUUCAUAUUCCUACCAAUCUCCCAUGUCUACGGAUACCGUGAUCUCGGAACGUGCAACACACCUAGACUUGCACGAACCUGACGACCAAUGGGAAGCCGAACUCAAGGAAAAGCUCUCUGUAGCCUUCAACGACAUGUUACGGCAGGCCAAGCAGAAGCUUGAGGAUGACCUUAAUAGCCUCGGUGGAGACAACAUUGACGCUGCUCAGAAGAAGAAGCUGAUUGGUGAGUACCAGGCCAGCGAACGCCAGAUCAAGAGCUACGCAACCCAGAGCUUCAGAUUCGAAGUCGAGAAGGAAAGAGAGCAGAGACGGUGGGCGGCUGGGCUUGAAAUGCGGACCGGAUGGAAAGAAGACCUAGAGAACGAGCAGAUGGCGAUCAUGAGUGGCAUUCGUAGACAAAGGACUGGCAGUGCCGGAGCAGAGUCAAACGCGAAUCCGAAAGGAAGAGAUAGGGAGUCGACACAGCCGGACCGUUUGUCUGAUUCGCGGCAGCAGACAACUACAACUACAACUACACCUACACCUUCAGCUACUCGCCCUUCACCCAUACCUAUACCAACUGUCCAGAGACGGUCAUCGACAUCAGGAACACCCGUCAACUCGGUGCCUAAGAAUCCAGAGGUGUGGAUACCACCGAAAUCUGCUGCUGAGGACAAACCGAACCUUCUUGGGCGCCGCACGAGUCAAGCCAGUAUACGUACGUCGCCGUCCCAGAAUUUUAGGCCGUCCGCCCCCAUUCCAGAGAACCAGAAACCAUCCAGCAACACAGACAGUAGGUCAUCGUCGUCGCACGUAUCGAAGGCAUGCGCUCCCCUUCCAGAGAUUCCGAAAGACACGGCGACCGAGAAUGAUCAUUCUGAAAGCCGGACGGCGUCGUCUCAGACUUCUCGGCCAUCUGUUUCUACUUUGGAGAAUCGGAAUCAUUAUGGUAAUCUAGACAGAGAUAGCCGGUCGUCGCCUUCGUACACGCUUCGAUCGGAGAACAACAGGCGCUCCAUUCCCGAACACGAUAGUGUAGAGCAUCAAACAACAACCACUGGACCUGUUAUCCCGAUACACGAGCAUGCGAAUGCAGAACGAGAGAAGGCUCGUAUGGCGGAGGCGGAUCAAUUGUGGGCAUCUCACACAAGAGCCAAAGGGAAGGAGAUCGAGAUCGAGAGGGACCGGCCAUCAUCACCUUUGCUACGAUCCGUUUCCAAUCAGGAUGUGGGCCCUCCCCCUCCCCCGCCUAUAGCUACGAAACCUGUUUAUACUCCUCAUCCAAGCCUGUUGACAACGUCGCGUCCAAGCAGCACGGCAUCAUCUCACCCACCAGCCACUCUGUACCAUCCUUUUCUGACGGUCCUCCUCCCCAUCGCCAGCCUUCUCUCGAUACGCCUUCCCCCUCUUCGUAUCGUCAACCUUCCCUCGACACAUCUCCCCCCUCCUUAAGCCGCCAACCCUCUUUGACAUUCUCCAGUAACAACUCCAACCACCAUCCCCAUCCUCGAAUACCGGAGUUUCCGCCACCACUGAUACCUGUUGAUG